This is a messenger RNA of Histoplasma capsulatum G186AR, 2379 nucleotides long. RefSeq lists its product as uncharacterized. Gene Ontology annotation, biological process: intra-Golgi vesicle-mediated transport. The record is from RefSeq and is a predicted model, not a curated record. Lineage: Eukaryota; Fungi; Ascomycota; Eurotiomycetes; Onygenales; Ajellomycetaceae. Bases 1 to 2379 code for a protein of 792 amino acids. The transcript has 3 exons. Gene Ontology annotation, cellular component: COG complex; Golgi apparatus.
AUGACUACAGAUGUUGCAGAUGCCAAUAGCCUUCAAUCAUGGCAGGAGGCGUUUCAACACCCAAUCCCCACCGUUCGGCGGUUCGAACAAGACCUCCGUCGCGACGUUGCCAGCAACAAGGACAAGUUGCGUUCUCUUGUCGGCGUGAGAUAUCGAGAACUUCUAGGCACCGCGCAGACUAUUGUCGAAAUGAACGACGAGAUACAGGAGGUCGAGACGAAGCUAUCCAACAUUAGUAGGAGAUGCAAUCCCCGGCUGGUCGAGAAGAAGUUGGAUGUCGCUGUCAUGGAUGAAGGUGUAGAUGAGAGAGCAAUUGCCGCGCAAUUGGCCCUGCUGCAUAGAUGCACAUCCGCCAGUUAUAGAUUGUUCCGGAAACAUAGUUCGAACCUCUUGAUCGCAAAGCUCCUGGUGAUAUCGCGACUUCUUCACAAGACCCUUUCUCAAAACAGUCGUGCUCCCAUCUUCCUUGAAAACCUCCGAAGUCAGUUGGCGGCUCUCCGUCGCAGCCUACUCAAACGCAUCGAAUGCAGGCUAGCCUCUCCCAAGUAUUCAACCCCAGAAAUAAUCGAGACAAUGUCAGCUUAUUGCCUAGCGACCAGUUCCUCUUCUACUGAUGUACUACGUCAUUUUCAGCAAGUCCGUUUCGAUGCGCUACAGUCCAUGCUCUUGCGAGAAGACCCAAACUUCACAAAUAUUGAAAAGAGCUUGAAGCUUUUUAUUCAGACCUUACAAAACGCGUCAGAGCUAGUCUCCGGCAGUCUAUCGGAUGCGCUUAGAAAACUAACCGCUCUCCCAAUCCUCGAUGACCUUGAGGUACGAAAUUUAGAUGGGCUGGCCAUUGACAUCUUUCAUCAAUGGGUCGCCAACGACAUUAGGAAUUUUACGCCAUGGGUGAAACAUACUCCUUUAUCCGAAUUGGAGGCUGAAAAAACAAUAAAGGACUGGUCGAAACAGGCGUUUGGAACGUUCGCUAGCGGGUUGAGCAAGAAUUUAGAGCGAUCUCAGAAUUUGAAAGAGGUCUUACUGCUUCGCAGAAACCUAUUGGACAUUUGGUUACCAGUCCAAAGCUCCACGGCAUGCCAUUCGUCGGUGGAGAUACUUCAGGGCAUCCGUGGCACCGUGAACAAACAACUUAUUUCCACUCUUCACGCGCAAGCUAAGGGAUUGACUUUGGUUGGGCUUGAGAUCUCAUCCACAAUUACUAGCUGGAGUGAGAUUGAAGAACAAAUCCCCACUCCAUCACUCUGGGAUCCGGAUAUUGUGUUCCUGGAUUUUUCAGGAGGAGCCACUAACUUCAAACACGAGAUCAUUAACAGGUCUCGAGGCAGAGAUAUUAAUGUACUGAGGAUAUCGAGAUCCUAUACUACUUGGCUGUUUGGUGUUGAAGAAUGCAAAGACAUGAUCGACGAGCUCAAAAAGAUCAGAUGGGAGGAUAUCAUUGAAGAUGAAGAAGAUGAAGAGGUUCUGCAAAAAACCAUUCGGAUUUUGAACAAGGAUGACCCCGACCUUCUCCAGAAGGAAUACGAAGCUACCUUGAUUAACAGUUUCGAAGCGCUACAAACAUCGCUACACAGCGCCCUGGAGAACAUGACCGGGUCGCACUGUGGGAGACAAGCAGCUUUUAUACUACGAGUUAUUCGAGAAAUUCGAGAGCGUAUCCCCAGGUCACUUUCUGCUCAAGAUCACCUAUUUGCUGAUGACCUUGUUCCAAAAUUACACGACAUACUAGCUGCUGAAGUGGGCUCUCAAGUUUCGCCAUAUGCUAUCAUCCGAGCUCUUGGGAAGCCUCAGGGAGCAGGAUGUGCUGGUCGCGCGCUCUGGGAAGGUAACCCUCCGCUACCCAUUCAGCCAUCCCCAGUGGCUUUUAGGUUGUUACGGAGACUGGCCACGGCGAUGGAGCGACAAGGCCCCGACCUUUGGAACCCUUCAGCUGUGGAUAUGUUGAAAAAUAAACUCCGUCAAACGAUAUCGUCAUGCAUUUCCCUUGAUUUUGAAAAGAGCACCCAUAACGCUCGUUCAGAUGCCGGACGCCUUAUACAAAAUGAGCAGCAGCCUACUAGCGAAACUCCCAACGGCGACGAUUCCACAGAAGCUACUGUGACAGAAUCCACCCACAAGGCAACAACACAGGCAGAUGUUUGUUGUCCCGAGGUCUUACGAGACCGCAAAAUUCAGCUUGUAUUUGAUGUGUUUUAUCUAGGGAAAGCGCUAUCUAUGCGGAAUACCGGUCGGCCCCAAGCAGAAGAUGAAAUUUCCUCUAUUGUCGAGCUGGUGAAAAAGGAUAUUGAGCUGGAUGGUGAUACAGAGUUAGCUAUUCUCGAGAGCAGAGCACAUGAGUACUGGAAGCAAACUCAGCUCUUAUUUGGACUGUUGAUAUAA